UUGUGCAAAAAAAUGUACGCAAUUAAAUGAAUGAUUGGAAAACAAACAAUUAUGCAAGUGAUUUGUAGUGUUUAGUCAACUCAAGUUUCCAUUUGGAACAGCAUUAAGCGUUUUGCGGCUUACUUAUGCUCUCGUUUUGUGAUUGCUGAUUGCACGCUGAAUGCCGGUUGUCUGCUAGGCCCUUUCUUGCCUUCGUUUAGGUUUUGCUUGAUCAAUACAUUGCUCGCUGCCUUGGGGAUAAUUCCUAAAGGUGUUGAAACGCGACACCUGCCGUGUCGGGCUGCACGCAAAGCAGCUCCAGGCAUGCCAACACACUCGAUCCGGCCGCCGCAGCGAUGACAAACUUUUUGGAACAAUUACCUAAGCGCAUUAGAGACAUUGCCGAGAGCCUCAAUGUGCUCACACCAGAGGAAGUGCUAACGACGCCCAGGGUCAAGUUUCUGGACACUCGCGUCACAUCGGUGUACACGCUGGUGCGUAAGUGCACGCCGGACGAUGUGCGUGUGCUGAAGGAUGCGGCAGCCAAGUGGCUGGCAGAGACACCGCUGACAGCGGAUUCCCUGUUCAAGCCGCUGGCCAAUGUCAGAUGGUCACGCGUGUCCUUUGGCUGCCCCGCCCUGGAUCGCUGCACGGGCGGUGGUGUGGUCACGCGGGGCAUAACCGAAAUCUGUGGCGCUGCCGGCGUGGGCAAGACACAACUGCUGCUGCAGCUGGCGCUCUGUGUGCAGCUGCCGCUGCAGCUGGGCGGCCUGGGCAAGGGCGUGGCUUACAUAUGCACAGAGGAUGUCUUUCCGGCGCGACGUCUGCGUGAGAUGAGCAACGCCAUGGAGGCGCGCUACCCCCAGGAGUCACUCAAUCUAAUGGGCAACGUUUUCGUGGAGCAUCAGCGCGAGAUUGAUACGCUUAUUAAUUGUGUUGUCAAUCAUCUGCCGCGGCUGCUGCGGCAGCACAGCAUUGGCCUGAUCGUCAUCGAUUCGGUGGGUGCCAUCUUUCGGCUCUUCACGGACUACCUGGAGCGCGCCAGGCUAAUGCGUCGUCUGGCCAAUGCUUUGAUUAGCUACGCGGACAAGUACAACUGCGCCGUGGUGUGCGUCAAUCAGGUGUCCAGCAAGUGCAAUGGCAGCUCGGAUGAUGCGCCCUGCCUGGGCCUGCAAUGGUCGCAUCUGGGACGCACUCGCAUGUGCAUUACGCGCGUGCCCAAGCAGCACAUGGUCCAGGAUCAGCUGCUGACAGUGCGCAAGCUGGAGAUUUUGUACUCCCCAGAGACGCCCAAUGAUUUUGCCGAGUUUCUGAUCACCGCCCAGGGUGUGGUGGAGCUGCCCGCCAAAGUGCGACGCUUGUGAAUUUUCAUAGAAUUUUUAUUUUUUAUAUU
This is a messenger RNA of Drosophila guanche, 1372 nucleotides long. Its product is annotated as DNA repair protein XRCC3. The record is from RefSeq and is a predicted model, not a curated record. Gene Ontology annotation, cellular component: Rad51C-XRCC3 complex; replication fork. The coding region runs from base 336 to 1343 and encodes 335 amino acids. Gene Ontology annotation, biological process: resolution of mitotic recombination intermediates; t-circle formation; double-strand break repair via synthesis-dependent strand annealing. Gene Ontology annotation, molecular function: ATP binding; ATP-dependent DNA damage sensor activity; four-way junction DNA binding. NCBI's taxonomy places the organism in Eukaryota, Metazoa, Arthropoda, Insecta, Diptera, Drosophilidae. The transcript is spliced from 4 exons.